Molecule: messenger RNA, 9623 nt
Organism: Lymnaea stagnalis (great pond snail)
Lineage: Eukaryota; Metazoa; Mollusca; Gastropoda; Lymnaeidae
Source: the annotation of a GenBank genome assembly
UGACAAUGCUUACCUGUGUGUCGUCGGCGUACUGGGACUAUCUGAAACUGGGUCACGCCAUCCGUUCUAAGAGACACAAAAUGGCGAUAUCAACACGGAAAUAGUCAUAUCAUGAGAUUGAUCUCAUAUAGUCAUGUCUAAAUCAAGAAAGUAAGUUUGCAUAUAUGAAAUUUUAUCAAAUUAUAGACAUAGGCGACAUAGGCCUACUAUACACGACGAGUUCUGCUGAAUAAUUUAUAAAUAAAGUUGGCUUUAUUUAUAGUAUAUAGGCCUACUGAAACCUACUUUUAAGUUAUAAUAAGUUAAUAAGUAUACUAAUGACUAAUGAACAAUGUUGAAACCAAAAAAAGACAAGUAAACACUAUGUACGCUUACCUAUGACAGAGGCCUAUGACUUUCCUGGGCUCAUGGUGAAAUUCCUACUUUAGUUUUAGGCUUACUAUGUAGGUUAAGAAAAUGUAUUGAGUAUGAAAAAUGCUUUGACUUAAGAUUUUUUAGGCUUUAAUUUUAAUACUUUAUUUAUUAUUAUUAUUAUCUUCAUUUUUAACAAUGGCGAAUCUAAUAACUUUUCAUAAGUUUUUCAAUUCUAAGCCAAUUUUACGGCAUUUUCCACAGAAGAAUAAAGUGAAGUUUAGAAUCUGGAGAUGAUUUGAGGCUGAGACAGAAAUUCAUGCCAAGAUGAAAGCCAAAGUGAUGUCUAUAAUUUUUAGCUUGUGGCUUUUGAUGUGGGUGGAUGUUGUUGGGCAAACAGUGAGGGAAUGUGAGUACUGGCUGUCAAGCUGUAGGUAGAAAACAUACAAAUAACCAACAAGAAGCCUAGAUCUAGGUUCUAUCUUGACUUAUUUUAAGCUAUAUUUUUUCAAUACUAAGUAUUCGUACCCAGGAUUUAGAAGUGAGAGGCUUGGUUUAUUUUAAAAAAAUAUUUAAAAUAUUAUUGUUAGUUUUGUUUGACAAAAUUUGUUAUCAGAUGAAAGAUAAUUGAAUGGAUUAUAGGGUCUAUGUUUGUAAACUUCAUUCUUCAGUUUAAGUUUAACUAAAAUAAACUACCACAAAUGACGUCCAAAUAGCAUUUAGUCUAAAGGGACCCUGGUUUAAAUAUUUUUUUUAAUAAACCCAACCUCUCACUUCUGAAUCCUGGGUCCGAAGAGUUGCAUCCAUCAUGUUCUCAAUAUUUAGAGGAAAUAUUAAUCAAAAAGAUAGGCCUAUAUUAAUUACUGCUAGAAAAAAGACAUGACAUAACAAAACAAUUGUUGGUGUCUUUUUUGUUAAUUUCCUGAUAUUUUCACAUACCCUACUCUCCAAAUUUUAUGGGAUAGCUUUUUUGAUGCCUUCUUCCAUAUUAGACUAUCAUUCAUUUUGUGAAGUUUUUUUUUUUUUUAAAGCAGAACAAAUUAGUUGUUUUCAUUGCUUAUUUAAAAUUUCAGAUUUUUUAAAAAGUAGAGUAUAUGGUAUAUUAGUAUAGAGUUUCAGAUAGAAGCGCUUGAAUUCUUCAUUUUGGAUAUGCUAUUACACUAAAACCUGUUGAAAUAACCCAAAAUUACUUUAUAGAACGCAUAUAUUUAAUUUUUUUUAAAGUUUAAUUACUUAAUUAGUGUUCCAUUAAAUUAAACAGUAUAUAAUUAGGGCACAUACUUGUAAUGGUUCAUUUGAAAAAAUUUAAUGCCCACUUAAUAGAUAAAUAAAAAUUAUAAUUGAUACUUUUUGAAAAGCAGACACAUCUUUUAUUCUAGAUUGAUUUUUCAUUUGGCAUGUUAAUGUCCUUGUAGAUUCUGUUACUACAUAAUUAUGUUGUGCAAAGAAACAAAUAAAGAAAUGUUUUUAAAAAGUGCUACUAUCAAUACAAAAUGAAACAUUUUUUUAAAAAUGUGGGUGGUGGGGAAGGAAUGUUUUUAAAAACAGUUACAACACAAACUGAAAUGCUUAUAUCUUAUGAUAUGCAUUUUUUUAUAGACUUUGUUUAUAAAUAUUUUGUAAUAUUAUGUUACAUAAAAUCUUUAUUUAAUUUGAAAUGUGAGUCCAAAUUCAAUGUGAAAUUAACAUUUGAAAUACUUUAAAGAUUUCUUUUUCAAUGAAUUCAAAUGAAUGUUUAAUUUCUAGAUGACAUGGAUGAAUAUGCAACUUGUGGUAGGACACUGAAUGUUGAUGACAACGGAGUGCGUCUUAAUGGACGAGGAAACACAGCACCAUCUAACCCACCACUAGAAUGCAUCGUGUACAUGAUGUCUGUCUAUGCUAGGGAUGAUGGCAGCAAUAAACUUCAGAUUGAGGUCGAGUCACUCAAUAUCAAGGACUGUACUGUAAAAGUAGAUCUUUAUAACGGACGUUCAAGUGUUGGAAACACAUUGGUAUGUAUUUCAUGCUAUUUUAUAGAAUAAGCUUCAAGUUGCAGAAAUUAUGUUUAAGCAUAGGCCAAUAGUUCAAAAGAAAUAAAAAAUUUCAUUCAAUGACUUAGGUAUUAUCUGAUAAUUAUUUUAAAAUUAUUAACUAGUAGUUAAGCUUUUUCAUAAAUACUAAAGUUCAUGUCAGAUUAAUUUAUAUUAUAUACACAAAUAACCUUUGAAAAAACAACUAUUGUUAAACUACAAAAAAUUGACAAAAUUUAAGAAAAUUUAACCAACCUUAUUUUUAUUUUAAUUCUCAAAGUUCAUGUUUUUAUGUUUUACUUACAGCAAGCCCUGUCUUGUCAGUAUGGGUCAACUGGUAUUAUCUAUUCUACUGGACGUGAGGUGACGGUCAGGUUUUCUCGUCCUGACAGACUUAUGCACAAUGAGUACCAAUAUUCACUUCUUAUUAAACCAUACAGUAAGUGAUAACAAUAUAAAGUUAUGAUCAACUCAGAGUUUCAACUAAGUUUUAGGAAAAGAAGAAAAAUAUCAUUCCAAUCUGAAAAUUUAAUCUUAUUACAUUUAUGUUUACAAUGUGGGUUUUAUCAAGGUCUUACAUUUUGAAAUUUGAAGUAUAAUUCAGUGUUUACAAAAUUAUACUUUUGCUUUGUAACAUGUACAUGAUUUUAUCCUGAAAAAUCUGUCAAUGUUCAUAGAGAAAAAGAUAUGAAAAAAAUAUUGUUUUCUCUUAUAAAUAUAAUAACUGAAUCUUAAUGGUGUUGAAAUUUUUUGGGUUUAUUUAAGGAGGUUAAAAAUUUUGUUUUGAACAAAUCCUAAAAUGACCAAUUCUGUUUGACAGAGGAUCAAAAUGUACCAGGAACUAAAAUGGGAGUUGAUGCCUUGCCAGUUGGUGCUAUUAUUGGGAUUGUGAUUGGUUGUCUCAUACUCAUAGCUCUUAUUGUUCUUUUCUUGUGGUGUUGCUGUACAGGCAAGUGUCUAAGAUUGUUAAUGUUUUGUGCCUAUAUAAUUGUUAUACUUAAGAGCAUCUGUUUUCUACCAGAAAAUGUUCAUAGGCAUGUUGCAAAAACGUAAAAUAUAGGUUUUAAAAAUGAAUCAUACAUAAGUAUUGUGCAAGUUAAAAAAAAGAUAUUUAAUAUAAUUAUAAUUGAUCUAGUUAAAUUAUAUGAUAACUCUUGGACACUGCUCCUGACCAAAAAAAAAAAUUUUCUUUAAAUGUAUAUAAUUUUGAGAAAUUUUUCAGGUCGACUUGGUAACUUCAAUGUGCCUGGCCGUUCUAUCACCAAAGCAGCGCCAUCAAAAAGUUCAGGGGUCAAUAGCUCUUCAAUGACAUCUAAACAAGAGAUAAUAGAUUUCAAGGUGAGGACUGAAGUCUGAAAAACCUCCUAUUAUUUUUUCUCAGCUCACAUGAUGACUGUAGUGUUUAUUUAUGACCACACCUUCAAAUUGCUAACAACAAUAAAGUUUGAUUAGAGUGUUUAAUUUCACUAUAAUGAAAGUGACUUAAAUGGAAUUUUCUUUUAACCAUUGUCAUAAUUUCUUAAAGCCUCAGCCAGAAUUGGCUCAUGUCAUUAAUUGCAUCCUGAAUGCGUAAAACAUUAUUUUUCUUUGUUUUUCGGAUGUUCAGUUAAGCUAAUUUACCUUUUGAUUUCCAAUUGUUCGAUAUGUAUUUAAUUUUUGUUAACAGGAUCCAGUUAUAUGGGAAACAGUGACCACAGGAAAGUAUAAUCCCCAGUCACAGUCUCAAGGCGGCAGCUUGUAUCAGAAAGGUACAUUCGGCAGGAGAUUUGACAAUAAUUAUAGAAAUGUGCAAAGACCCGGUGACUCCAUGAAUAGAACAUCCCGACAUGAUUACGAGCAGUAUGGAUUCGAACAACAGAAAAGAGAGGAGGAGGAAGCCAGGAGGAUUGCUGAGCAGAAAAAGAAACAAGAAGAGGAGAAAAGGCGUAAGGAGGAAGAGGAGAGGAGGAGGCGAGAAGAAGCGGUGAAUCGAAAUAACACAAGUAAGGAGACACUGAUUGAUGACGUGUUUGAUUCAGACUCUGCCAGAGGGAGUGAAGUUACAGAUGACACAGCAACUUUGCACAAGAGGCGGCCUAGUGGGUCACCGAAACAGAAAAGAAAAGGCGACAUGCCUGAGACAAAAGACAUGGACAAAGGUAACCUAGAGAGAUACAUGUCCAUGGACUUGCAGAGUCAUCCUGACUCUGACACCAUAUCCAGCCCAUUGCACAUCAAUGGGGGGGUCAGAGCAAGUGUGGAUGAUGAGGCAGAAUCGCCCAACGCAAGCUUGCGGCGAAAGAAAAAGGGCUCGCCACUGUCCAAGCGCAGGGGUAAGGAACCUGAUCCUACCGCUCUGCCACCAGAAGCAUUUGAACCCAUUUUCACCACGGCUAUAACUGGGAUUAACUACCCAGGAAACCAACAACAGAAUCAGUUUGGAUAUCCUGGAGGUUUUUAUCCUUAUGGCCUGAUCCCUGCUGGAGCAUUUGCUCCUGGGCCACCAGGCACUCAGACAUAUGCCUAUGCCUAUCAAACAGUUCCCCAGGCUGGUGCAGCACCACAGGGCGGAGCUUACUUUGUUCAGGACACGCCAACAACAGCUGGAAACCUUAGAAAGGCUUAUGCCGUUGAGAUGUCGCCAAAUAAGAGGACUCCAGAGAGUCGCAGACGCAAGAACGACCCUUUCAAGGGCUCACCUUACAGCGAAAGAAAAGGACAAGGGCGCAUCCGAGACGUCAUACCCAACCCUGAUUUGUCACUUAUUGCCAGAGGGGCGGCUCCUCCUGAUCCAGGCCAAGGUCAGAGAUCUGUUGCAUUAAAAUCUGGAACCGAUCCUAAGUCCGGCAUUCACACAACGCAAGUAGGUUAUUAUGGUGGUGGUGUUUUUUUAACUUCUUAAAGCUAUUUGUAGAAGUGUGCCAAAAAUGUGUAUUUUAAUAAACUGACAGAAAAUAAAAGUGCUUGACUUUAAAAAUAAGCUUAUUUAGCUGCUCACUGUUAUGUUUUCUUCCACUUUUUAAAACCUGUAGCGGCUUAAGAUUUAUGAGGAACAUUACAUUUUUUUUAAUCGCUUCAUUCAAAACCUUUCAAGCUUUUUUUAAAUUUAUUAUCUAAUUUCAGUUUAUAAAACUGGUAAUUUAUAACAAAAGAAUAAAGUUUAACUGAAACAAAAAUCCACUAAGAACCUUUUAACCAAAUGUUCACAAUCCAUCAGAUGAAGAAAAAAAAUUAAUUAAUCCUUUGUCCCGAUUUGCCAAUGCAUCAAAGGAUAUUAGACCUGAAGGGAACUUCUUCUAAAUGAGCAUAUUAUACUUUGUUAUACUGUCAGGUUGUAUGGACUGACACAGUGCCUGACCCGACUGAUCCAAAGCCUGGGGAAAAUCCACAAAUCACACGUAAGACCAUCACAAGGGUUACUACCAAAAGUGGAUUUGCUGAACUGCCUCCUGAGACCAACAGUAAGUUGCUCAUUUUUAUGUUAUAAUAAUUAUUUCUGAUUUUAUGUAAACAAAUCUACAGCAAUACAAAUUUUUUAUAACUGAGCCCUAUCAGUGUAUGAGUGAGAUAACUAUUUAUAUAAAAUAAAGGUGAAAAGGCCUACAUUAGAUAUAGUAGCUGUUAUUCCUUUUCUUAAUUGUACAGGUAAGUGGAUUUCACACAUUUUUUUUGUUUGUUAUGCUGAAUAAUUAACGCAAUGUUUAUUUAACACCACCCUCCAAUUGUGUUUGAAAACCUGAUGACUUAAAAUGCAAAAAAAUGCUAGAAAAUAUUGGACAAUUUUUUUUUUUUAAAGCAACUAUACAUUUUUUGAAUUCUUGCAGGCUAAUUGCACAGUUUAGAAUAUAUUUCACUGGAUAUUCAAUAAAAAAAAUCUUUAUUUUGGUCAAAUUUAAAAGCCAAUGGUACGUAUUAAAGCUAAUUCGUAAGUUGUUGACCAUUCUUUUGCAGUUCUCAUGCUGGAUGACUCAGAACCAUCCUUUCUGGCCCCAAGCGCUGGAAGAUCUCAGCCUGCCAUCAUGCCCUCUGCCUCAUCUUCCAGCCAUGAAAAUCUUGCAUUCUACACAGGGGGCGGAGUCCACAACACAGUAGCACCACCACCUGAGAGAUCUUCAACACCUAACUCCACUCACGAGGCACCAGUUUAUAAUUAUGCCAUUCGAGACAGGAUCCCAUUUGAUGACUCCACAGUUUAAGACCUUCCAAGUUAGGGAAAGCCUAUUUUUUUUAUAUCAAUGUUCAACAGGGAAAAAUAAAGAAAGCCUAAGUCCCUCGCAUGAAUCCAAAGUAUAAGCAUAGGAAAUUUUAUACAAAUAUUAGGGCCGAAGACUUUGUAAAAUUUUGCAUUGCUAGAUUUUGUUAUUUUUGGGUUACAAGUUAUUAAUAAAAUAAACCUGACAUAUGUUUUAAUGGUUAAUUAACUAAAUGGAGCAGAGAUGAAGAAAUCCAGUCUAGUGAUUGUUCACACAAAUUGCUAGAUUUGACUAAUGUGUUUCCCAUGCCAAGCAGAGAGGUACAUUUCAGUAUAGAUAAUCCGCAAGAAACCUCAGUCUGUUUACAGUUAAAAUGACAUUAUUUAACUUUUCAUUUGCUAACUUACUGGGGGGGGGGGUGUCCCGUUUAUGCUGCUCUAGAAUUCUCGGGUUGUUUGGCAGCUAGCUAAUCCGUAUAAUCAAUUUGUGUAGACUCUAAAUGAUGCUCAAUUGAUAAAACAACUUCCAUCUCCUGUGCAGCUGGUACACCUUGUCCUUACUGGACUUAGGUUGAAAUUCUUAUGACAUGCAGUUGGAAAAAAAAUAUUGUACAAUAGUUUGUGUUACAUAAUAAUUUGAUUAACAGUUUAAUGGGAAUAAAUAUUUUUUGUUUUGUUUUACCACUGUUAAAUGCUCAUUUGUUAUUGCUUAUUACUUUUUGUCUGACAAUAUGGCCAGAAAUUCUUUAUUAUUCAAGUUUGUGAAUAAAAUAGUAUAAAUAAUAUACAAUUGAAAUACAAUUUAACCUAAUACACUAAAUUAAAACUGAAGUACUUUAUUAUAGUAUAAGUAUAAAUAUUUAUCAACUUGUUCAAUAAUUUGAAAAACUGGUUCAAAUGCCAUUAAUAUUCACAUUUUACUUUCAGUUUCAGGUACUUUUAAGAAAAACAUUAUUUUCUAUUUAUAUUAAGUUUAAGGUUUGUUAAGUGUAAUACUUUUGCCCCUGAAAAACAUUGUUAAAAAUGUAUCAAACUAAAUUUUUGAAUUUUUCUUUUACUAUAAAUAUAAUUUAGUUAUAUAUCAGUACAAGUGGAUUGCUUUUUACAAUUUACUUAGAUCAGGUAUAUAUAUUAUUAGUUGUUUAUGACUGAUUAUGGGUGACUGCAAAUAACCAUUCCACUUAUUGUAAAUACAGAUUUAUAUAAACAUAUUUUCUUAUUAUGAAACAUAUUUAGUGUUGUUUCUUAUUCUUCUAUAUCUUAAGGGCCCAGGAUCAAUUUAUUGAUUAUUUUGGCUCCUAUGCAUGUAGAUGGGAUUUGCAAUGUUUCUGUUCCUGGUGUUGAUGAGGAAAUUUCACAGAUUUCCAGUGCCACUUUGUGAGGGAAUCAUAAAUUCUCUAUGAAUUUUAAUUUUUUAUUAAAACAUUACAUUUUGUGUAUACCACAUCAUCUUUUAAAUUGUAAAUUUGAGAAGAAAAACAAAAAAAAAUAAACAUUUUACUGAAUUAUAUAAUAGAAUCCAUCAGUUUAAAAAAAUGUAAAUAAAAUACACUUAUUUCAUUUUAGGGUUUUAUGGCAGCUAACAUGAUUUAUGAAUAACAUUAUGUCACUCUAAAAAUCACUUUGUAUUAUCAAACUUACGGAAAAGAUGAAAUAGAUUUUUGAAUUUCUCUAUAAUAAAAUUUAAAAAAUGCAUGAAAGUUAAAUAGCCUCAUUGGUAAUAACUUUGUAGAAAAUCUUUAAUACAUAAGAUUGGAACUAUAACACUUUGUUUUUAUAUGUUUCUGAUAUAAGACACGAAUUAUAUUUACUAGAUGCUGUCAUUUAUCUGCAAGAGUUAAUUCAACAACAAUUCGAUCUUUCUUUCUUUUUUUUCUUUCUUUUUUUUCUUGCCGAGUAAUAAUGCAUGAGACAUUAGUUGACUUGAAAUAAUAUGAUUCUGAUUUUCCACCAUUUUGGCAGAUUUAAAAAAAACAAAAGAUGUAAAAAAGCAGGUCUUAUUGACAUUUUACUUAUUCUAGCUGUUGCCACUUUUCGUAAAAAAAUUUCAGUAUUUACAGAAUGUACUCUUCUUUUUGUGUUUUCACUGUACUAUCUACCAUUUAAAAAUAACAAUAUAAUGCUAUAUUGAAUCUCAAUAGCUGUCAUCUAACAUAUCAAAAUGGAAUUAAUUAUUGCAGCCAAAAAGAGUUACGUUGUUAUAUUCAGGAAGGAUAAUAGGCUUAAAUGCAUUUCAAGUGUUUCAAUUUAUAAUUGAGGCAGGACUUUCUGAUAUAAUAUGAAAUAAGAUUAUGCUAUAGCUUCUGGUUUGGUUGGGCCAAACCCUUUGAGGCCUUUAAGGCAGGGGCUCUUAACUUUUUUUUUUUUGCAGCACUCCCCCCUCUCUUAAUUUCAAAAUAUUUCAAGCACCUCUAUCUCGAUCUCAAAACAUAUUUCCCGCACUCCCCAAAAUAAAAAAUGCUAAUAAAGAUGCAAAUAAACCUGUUUUUCUGAGUCUUUCACAACCCCUGACAAAAUUCCCCCAGCACCUCAGCUGGUAUAAGCACCCCUGUUAAGAACCCCUGCUUUAUGUGCAUAUUGCAUGGAAAUGUGACUUAAAUUUAAUAAGUGUUUUAAAAUUGACAUGGAAAAAGUUGUCCCAAUAAAUUUAAAUCUUCUCUUAAGUUGUCUUGUUUUUUUGUAUUAUCAAGUAUUGAAACGUUUAAAACAAAUUGCUGAUGUUGUAAAGUUUAUGUACAUAUAUUAAAAAUUGUCCCUUGAAUAUAAUUUUUAUGGCCAUUUUCACAAUUGUUUGUACAUGCACUCUGCAAUAACCAUGUCAGUGUUUAUGGUUGUGUACGACGUGUGUCUGAUCGAAUACAAAAAUAUACAAUUUAUUUUUUUAAGAUAUUAACUGUCUCUCUCAUCCUUUGUUUCACUGAUUUUAGUGUUUACAACUGUUAGGAUCUGGGCAAUUAUAGUUAAAAUUAUAUUUUCUAAGAAAAAUCACACACAAUUUUAAUAAUAAUAGCACUUUAUAUUAAGUUAACUCUUGUCUUGAUUUUUUUUGAUAAAUUUAAUAUUGAUUUAUAACUGAUUUGACAACUGAC